Messenger RNA from Zea mays, 660 nucleotides. RefSeq names its product histone H2A. The record is from RefSeq and is marked validated. Gene Ontology annotation, molecular function: structural constituent of chromatin; DNA binding; protein heterodimerization activity. Lineage: Eukaryota; Viridiplantae; Streptophyta; Magnoliopsida; Poales; Poaceae. Gene Ontology annotation, cellular component: nucleosome.
GAACGCAUUCCUCCCAUCUCCCAAGACCUCCUCAGACCCGAGAAGCGCAGCUGCGGCCAUGGACGCCACCGGCACUGGAGCUGGAGGGAAGGCGAAGAAGGGAGCGGCCGGUCGCAAGGCCGGCGGGCCGAGGAAGAAGUCGGUGACGAGGUCCGUGAAGGCCGGGCUCCAGUUCCCCGUCGGCCGCAUCGGGCGCUACCUCAAGAAGGGCCGCUACGCGCAGCGCGUCGGCAGCGGUGCCCCCGUCUACCUCGCGGCCGUCCUGGAGUACCUCGCCGCUGAGGUCCUGGAGCUCGCCGGCAACGCUGCCAAGGACAACAAGAAGACGCGCAUCGUCCCGCGCCACGUGCUGCUGGCGAUCCGCAACGACGAGGAGCUCGGGAAGCUGCUGACCGGCGUGACCAUCGCCCACGGCGGCGUGUUGCCCAACAUCAACCCGGUCCUGCUGCCCAAGAAGACGGCGGAGAAGGCGUCCAGCGGCGGGAGCAAGGAGGCCAAGUCGCCCAAGAAGGCCGCCAAGUCCCCCAAGAAGGCAUAGGGUUUGGAGGCGGAUCCGAUGUUGUCAUGUGUAGGUUGUAAGCGGGCAAUGUGAUUGGCUGUGUAUCUGCUUCGCUCAAGUUGCUUUAUGUCAUUCCUAAUGGAAUAGGAAAUGCCGUGUUU